CCGGAUGCUGCAGCUGUUUUCCGGCCCCUGCUCGGUAAAAUGGCAGAGGUCGGUCAAAGGCUGGGGAAUGGAGUUUACCGGCUGUCUGCUCUCAAAACCAGCCAGAAUCGAGCCGUGUGCCCCGGAGCAAGUCCCGGGUGUCUUAUAACAAACCAUGCCUUCGUUUCCGGUCGGGUUACAGAGAAAUCAGUCCAGUGUGGACGUGUAGUUCAGUCAGCUUCAGAAAGCACAGAAACACUUCUCAGGUCAGAGAAAGUUUCCACAGUGAAGGAAAGCGGGAGUCAGGUUUUGGAGAGUGCGGCUGUCUCCGGUUUCACCGAAUUUUUAGAAAGCACGGGGAGCCUGCGAGCUCAUAAAGCUGCUCUUUUCCUCCAGAAGAAGCUGCUGCUUUGCAGGAUGAGACUGUGGACGACAGCAGCUGUCUCCAUCCACCCUGACGCCUUCAGGUCCCCCCAACAGCACCGAGCUCUCUGCACGCUUACCUUCAUCUUGGCAGAUCCUGGAUCAGACAGGCUGGGAAGUGGACACGGACUGAGAUGUCUGAAUCUGCUCCAUGACGCCCUGAAGUCAAGUUUCACAGCAGCUAGAAGCUACAGCUGGAGGUCAGAAGACGCUCCUCUGCUGCACAGGAGCAGGACUGCCUAUUAUGACAUCCUCAAAGUGUCUCUCAGUGCCACGCAGUCUCAGAUCAAGACGGCUUACUACAAGCAAUCCUUCAUCUACCACCCUGACAAGAACCCCGGGAGCAAGGAGGCCACACAGCGCUUCUCUGAUAUCAGCGAGGCUUACACCGUGCUGGGAAACAUCAGCCUGAGGAGGAAGUACGACCGCGGCAUCCUGAGCCGGGCAGACAUCCAAAAUGCAGGCAGACCCUCCAGCAAGGAGGCUUCCAGCAGAUCCACAGGCUCCCAACAAAAACCUCAGCAGAGAGCCAGACAGUUCUCCCAACCUGGAGGGAGGCCCAUAUUUGAUUUUGAUGCCUUUUAUCAGGCUCACUACGGGGAGCAGCUGCAGAGAGAGAAGGACCAGAGAGCCAGGAAGCAGCGGAUGGAGGAGGAGCUGAAGAAGCAUCAUAGCAGGUGGAGGCAGAAGAAAAUGAUGGAGGUGGCUGUGGUAAUGCUGCUGGCCAUGGCAGGGCUAAUUAUUAUCAAUGUCAACGGGCCUUGAAAUAGAAGCGGCAGCCGGAGGCUGCACUUUAUGACUCUCAGGGUGAGGAGGUGGAGACGGGAAGUGUUUGCACAGUUGCUGACAGCUGAAGAGGUUCAGUUGUUUUCAGGAGUAAACAAACCGUCUCACUCGGAUUAUUUAAGCUGUUUCAAGCAGCAACUUGUUAGGCUCCAUGUCUGUACUGUAUACUGAUUGCUUAAAAACAUGGGUUCAUUUCUCAAGUCUUCGAUUGAAAAAAACCCCAAAAGAGUUCUUGCUUUUCACAGUCGUUCCUCCUGUUCAUGCUUAGUAAUGAAAAAAAAAAGACCAGGCUUCAUUUUAAUAGUUCACAGGACAUAGAAUUGACCUUUAAAUCACGCAUGAUGUGUUUUUAUUGUAAGCAAUGUUGGACAAAAGCCCCAGUUUUCCCCUUCCAGUCAAAAAACUGAAGCUAAAAUGAGCCUUCAGCUGUCCCCAUUUCAAAGAGGAUGUCCUCUUGAAAGACAGGCUCUUUUGUUGGCAGCUCACUAUUUCUAUAUCUGCCUGAGCUCAGGGUGGAACUGCUUUUCAGGGAAACAAAGAGACUGGGUUUUGAAGGUUUUGAAAGUUCAUUUAAGAAGAGGAUUGCUUAAAUCCAACAACCUGUGCCUACGCUAAGUGGAAAAUCAGGUUGUGCAUUUGUCUGAAUGUCCCUUUUUUUUGUAUGUAUUGGUUCAUUGUGAGCACUAUGCACACAUGGUGUGAACACGUCCUUAAUGACCAGUGUAAACAUGAGGAAUGAUUACAGAAAGCAAAACCUGGUUGAGACAGGCAGGGAUGCUGUACGACAACAACUGAAUGUUUCAGUUUCUCCACCUGUAGAAGGGCGAUGGAUCGAAGGCAGUGGAAACUGUAAACCACCCCACAGGUUGGGGACUUGAAUGUAAAUCAGGGGUGUCAAAGUCAUUGUAGUCACCGGCAGCCCAUUUUGAUCCACAGUCGGAUGAUUGGAGCGAAACCCGCAUUAAACACCACAGUGGACCUGCAAAAGCACAAAACCUUCACAUGUAGCUGUUGUAACUAACAAAAGCAACAAUAACUUUGACCCAUUUUCACUCAUGUACAGUGAUGUUUGUGGAUUUUAUGAACAAGUUAAAGAUGUCGCUGCUGUCCUGUAGUGUAAUGGUUCGUGUUACCAGGGCCCUGCAUUUGACACCCCUGAUACACUCAGUGUAUGGGUGAUGUCCUCAUUACCUCAUUUCAUGUUUUUAUGUCUUAAGAGGUCAAAGCUCCAACAACACCUGUAGUAUUAAGAUUACCCUGAUGAAGCAGGCUGGUAAAAAUCACAAAGCUGUUCUUUAUACUGCAAAUGUUGCUGGAGCUUUGACUUCUUUGGACCCUUUUUCUUUUCUGUGCAUCUAUGAAAUCGGUGUAGAAACAUGUUGCAAACCAUGUACCUGGCAUAGACUUGGGUUAGUCUUUCUAGCACCUAUACUAUUUUCUGUAGUAGCAGGCUGAAGUCAGACAGCUUUUGGUGGUUCAGGUUGAUUUCUGUCUAUCAAACUUCUGCAAAAGGACGAAGAUCAUUCAACUUGUCCUUCCUGUAUAAUGCACAAUUCUUUUGGCCUUCCUUAUACUCCAGCUCUGUAAUGUGGAAAAAUCACUUGAAGAUUAUGGAAGCCUUUUUUUGUCCCACUGGGGAAAAAAAAGAUUUGGUACCACAUAUAUAUUUUUUGCCAUACAUAAGUCAAAAUUUAAAAUUACAAUCUUGUUACUUAUUUUGACUUUUCAGUGGCAAAAACAAGUUUCCAUAUAAGAUUAAGCUGGUAUUAGUUGCAUUACAUACUUGCACCUCCUUCCAUGUAUUUCAGUGUAAAUAUGUUCAUGUAUUGUAAAAUUAAAAUUUAAAGUCGAUUAUUAUGUGUGAGGAAAGCUCCAGUACGAAAAAUACAAUAAAACUGUGCAGUGCA
Haplochromis burtoni (Burton's mouthbrooder) is the source of this 3095-nucleotide messenger RNA. RefSeq names its product DnaJ (Hsp40) homolog, subfamily C, member 30b (gene dnajc30b). The coding region runs from base 40 to 1167 and encodes 375 amino acids. The transcript has a single exon. NCBI's taxonomy places the organism in Eukaryota, Metazoa, Chordata, Actinopteri, Cichliformes, Cichlidae. The record is from RefSeq and is a predicted model, not a curated record.